AUGUUACCCGUAUAUAAAAACAUCAUCAAGGAACUUCGUGUGAUAGCGGCAAGAAGCCACAAGGUUCACGAGAAGUCCAAUCUCGCCAAGAACAAAGCUAUGCUUGAAUAUAAGAAGAUUCAACUCAUCAAGCAGAACCGGUCCAUCGCAGAGGUGGAUGCUCAGUUGAAGAACUUGCAAGUUGAUUUGAAACCAUCGGCAAAGUUUGAAGAAGCGUUUAAGCAGCUUUUCGCUGAGUUCAGUGCAGAAAAUCCAAACCCAACUCGGAUUCAACAGCAGCAUUUUAAGAAUGUCAGUGAUUUCCUCUACGGACAAAGGACGUACCAGGAGUUGAUUGAGCGGUACAACCUGGGACUCGGGAUGGACCAGUCAGAAACAGUGGAGAAGUCAGCCAACCGGGUCGGGUUCACUGUACCUCAGUAG
Molecule: messenger RNA, 423 nt
Organism: Yamadazyma tenuis ATCC 10573
Lineage: Eukaryota; Fungi; Ascomycota; Pichiomycetes; Serinales; Debaryomycetaceae
Biological process (GO): mitochondrial proton-transporting ATP synthase complex assembly
Cellular component (GO): mitochondrial matrix
Source: RefSeq, a predicted model, not a curated record